AUGACAGAUAUGCACCCAAAAGCUGCGCACCCAAAAGAGUUCCUCGAGAGCAAAUGGAAGCAUGCCUUCACAACAUUUUUCGAUUUGGAUCGAAAUGGACUUAUUGAAUGGAAAGAUUUCAAAGAUCUGAUUGAGGUUAUCGGAGAAGUUCGUGGUCGCCGUUCCGACGUCUUCAUGACCGCACGCCUGUGUCUUCCAGAUAUUUGGCAGAAAAUGACCGAAGCAAUCGGAAAGGAAGAGGAAGACAUUAUCACCCUAUCCGACUGGAUUCAACUUUGCGAAUCAUCGAGAAAAUUGGCUCGUGAGCCGGCUUGGCAGAAGGCGUACGUUGAGUACAUGUUUAAGCUUCUGGAUGAAUCGGAACAAUAUAUGAGAUUGGUGUCAUUUUCAGGAGAUCAUCUUGUGGAUCAGGCGGAAUAUGUUCAAGUGCUCGGAUACUUUGGAGUCAAUAGAAAAGAUUCGAGUCAUUGCUUUGAUCAAUUCGCAUUUAAUCAUCAGGGUCAGUUGAUUCAUGCUAUCGACAAGAAGAAGUUCCAUGUUCUCUGGAAACAGUUUUUCCAUUCUGAAGACCCCGCGUCCCCUGGAAAUUGGCUUCUAGGAAAGAAAUACAAAACUCAAGAAUGA
Molecule: messenger RNA, 624 nt
Organism: Caenorhabditis briggsae
Lineage: Eukaryota; Metazoa; Nematoda; Chromadorea; Rhabditida; Rhabditidae
Gene: Cbr-cex-2
Product: Protein CBR-CEX-2
Exons: 6
Coding region: 1-624 (207 amino acids)
Molecular function (GO): calcium ion binding
Source: RefSeq, a predicted model, not a curated record